Molecule: messenger RNA, 384 nt
Organism: Haemonchus placei
Lineage: Eukaryota; Metazoa; Nematoda; Chromadorea; Rhabditida; Trichostrongylidae
Source: the annotation of a GenBank genome assembly
AUGACCAAGCCUGCUCGGCAAAAGGUUGGCAACAAAACAUGGCUGUGGACGGAACGUGUCAGAGCUGAAGUACCUGAGAAGAAAAAGCAAUACAACGCAUUUCUUCUCGAAAAGACAGCUGAUAACCGCCAGCGCUAUCAAAUAGCGAAGAAACAGGAAAAGAAGGCCGUCGCUUUUGCCAAGGCAACUCAUUUGCCGAUCACGACGGGGAACUGUAGUCUCGCGAAGGCGAGCGGAGACAGUUACGGUUUUGAAGAGGAUGAAAUCAGGCAAAGCAAAUGGUCCUGUCGAUUUAGCAUCGGAAUUGUGGAAAUCAAAGAGCUGGAAUACUACAGGGUGGUUGCCGGAAUUCUUCAACCAGGUCGUUGCAAAGAAGGGGCCUGA